Lonchura striata (white-rumped munia) is the source of this 8374-nucleotide messenger RNA. RefSeq names its product RAB3C, member RAS oncogene family (gene RAB3C). NCBI's taxonomy places the organism in Eukaryota, Metazoa, Chordata, Aves, Passeriformes, Estrildidae. The record is from RefSeq and is a predicted model, not a curated record. Gene Ontology annotation, molecular function: GTP binding; GTPase activity.
GCCGGGGGCGGAGCGAGGACAGCUCCGGUGCUGAUCGCGACGCGGGUUUGCCGGCAGAGCCGGGGCUGGCGGCGGAGGCUGCUGGCGUGCGGGAGCGAGCGGCGGCGGGGCCGCGCCCGACGAUGAGGCACGAAGCGCCCAUGCAGAUGGCAUCCGUUCAAGAUUCCAGAUAUGGCCAGAAAGAUACAUCUGACCAGAAUUUUGAUUACAUGUUCAAACUGCUCAUUAUUGGCAACAGCAGUGUUGGAAAAACCUCCUUUUUGUUCCGAUACGCUGAUGAUUCCUUUACAUCUGCAUUUGUAAGCACGGUUGGGAUUGAUUUCAAAGUAAAAACGGUUUUCAAAAAUGAAAAAAGAAUUAAGCUACAGAUUUGGGACACAGCAGGCCAGGAGAGGUACAGAACAAUUACCACAGCUUACUACCGGGGUGCCAUGGGCUUCAUUUUAAUGUAUGACAUCACAAAUGAAGACUCUUUCAAUGCUGUGCAGGAUUGGUCAACUCAGAUCAAAACAUACUCUUGGGAUAAUGCCCAGGUUAUUUUGGUUGGCAACAAAUGUGACAUGGAGGAUGAACGGGUAAUCUUCACUGAGAGGGGAAAACAUUUAGCAGAGCAGCUUGGCUUUGAAUUUUUUGAAACAAGUGCCAAGGAAAACAUUAACGUCAAGCAGACGUUUGAACGACUUGUGGAUAUCAUCUGUGACAAAAUGUCAGAAAGUCUGGAGACGAAUCCCACCAUUGCUGCCAGCAACCAGAACACACAGCUAAAGGACACCCCUCCUCCACAGCAGUCCAACUGCAGCUGCUAAUGCAGUUAUCAGCAAAGGCAGCUCCAGUGUGUUCUAUUGCCAACAGAGUAUUUAUGAAUGGUUUAUAUGCCUUUAUUUAUACUGUCUUAUUAAUUUAUUUGGGAGAACAGUCUUGUUUUACAUCAGCUGUUUGACUGUGCAUAUGGGGAUAGAGCAGUUUUUAGUCUGAAAGGAUGAUCCAUAUUUAGAACCUGGCUUUUGCAUGCAGGGUGUAUAUUAAUUUCUAUUUUCUUUUUACUGUUUUAUGUCACACUUCAGCUGGUGCCAUGUCCUCAGACCAUGUUUGCCUAUAAUUGUCUCUUGCUUCAUCAGUUUCAAGUAAUAUAGUUGAAUUGUUAGGGUAGUGGUCAGGGUGUUUUGACUUAGCUUCCUGAUGCCACUUGUAUAUUUUCCUGACUGAAAAUUAAUUUAGAAGUAUUAUUGUAAUGAGCAAAUCCCUCAUUCUGUCAGGUCACUUGUUAGGGACACUUCCUGGAGCACAUUGCCUUGGAAAAUCCACACUCACUAUGUUACACAUCCUGUCUGACUGAAAACUGCAGAAAUCAAAAGAAAGUUAGGUCCUGGACCCAAAGCCAUCAAAAUUUACAACUGUUCAUCAACAAUUUCCAACUGGAUGUGGAUAUACAUUCCAGAGUCUCAGAGAAAUUAGGUACUUCAUCCUGUUUGGACAACUAGGGUACUUUUAUAUAAGAGCUGCAUGUCUAAUUAAUAAUUUUCUGAAACUGGACUUAAUUUCUCAUUCUACCAUUAUGGAGAUCCCAGUCUUACCUAUCCCUGUAGAAGUCUAGGUAGCUCUUUCCAUGUUUGCCUGCAUCAGACAUUAACCACACAGUCCUAUAUUAUGUCUGACAGAGACAAAUCCAUUGUAUUUGGUUGUUCAUAGCCAAAAGCUGCCUUGUCACAUUGCUGUCAAACCUGCAUGCUUCAGUUUUCAGAAAUUUCAUCUCCCAUUCAGUCACUGAGACAGCUACCUCCACAGUGUCUAUAAAUGUCUGCAUUUUACUCAGACCUAUUGGAGAAAUGCUGAUGGUGUCAGUGAACUGAAAUUUGACCUGAUUUUUUUCCCAUUUAUUUUGGCAAGAGAUUUAGGAUUUUUAAACUUUAGGAGAAAUAAAACUGUCAACAUUUCUAAUCUUAGGCUGAAUACAUUGAAAAUAUCAGCAAAAAAACGUGAAGAUAGUUGAAUGAAGUACACAAAUUCUUUUAUGGUAAAGUGUUAAAAUAGUUAUAUUUUACAGUUUUUACUCCUUUAGUAAUUGGUGGAAGUUUCUUAAAUCAGUGUCCUGAAGUACUUUGUACAACUGCUUUACUUGCAUCAUAGUGACUUUUUUUACCCGAACAGCAUAACUGAAGAAGCCCUGAUUAUUUUAUUUUUCCUAUUAGAUAGAAUUUAAGACAAGGCUGAAAUUUUGUAAACUGUCAGAAAUAGGGAAAAAAAUGAAAAAUUAAAUAAAAGGAAGUAACACAUAGUACAUUGAAUGACUCACAACUACAAAGAAAGCCUUCUUUACAGUUUAUGUUUUUUGAAGGUAACUUAUGUAACUCCUGAUGCACACUAAGAGAAAAUGGUCUCCUUUUAAAAAUUGAUUAAAUAAUCUAAAUACACUUUGACACAAUAAAAGUUACUUCCAAACAAGUGCAUAGACACAUGUAAAGAGGAUAUACCAGGAGGGGUCUAACUGGGCUGCCUAAGUUAAAUUAAUCAAUGCUGCCUUCAUUCUAGGUCUUUAAACUAUGUCUGUCUUGUAAGGUGGUUUAUUUAAAUAGUUUUCCCCCUAGUAUACAUGGAGAGUAAUUUACCUCCACGAAGAGAAAGCAUCUCCAUUUUAGAGUGGAGAACCAGCCAGGUGAAAGAGAUAUGUGCUAUCCAAACCAUGUUCCUUUCUCUGUUCAGGGUGUUUUUUUCUUCCCCUCCCCAUUUAACAUACUUAGCAUGUUGCUAAGUAUGCUGAGAGAUUUUCACUAGUACAUUUUCACCCCAUAGGUGUCAGCUGAUUGGAAAAAACAGAAGUGGUACAAAGCUGAGCAAGUUCCAUUUGAGAUGCCUGCUAGGCAGUUUUCCAUGUGUUUCUUGUUAUGUCAGCAAAUCCUGGUCAAGAAGAAGGAGCAGGAAAACCUUGAGAUAGAAUUCAGCUUCAGCUCUCAAGUUCUUUAGAUGAGUAUUAGGUUGUAUUAUUAGUCUGAACCAUAUCAGGCAAGGAAGGGAGAGACAUAAUCACAUUGUCAAGGAUCUUGGGCAUAUCCUGAAUGAUGCAGCUUGGCAAAAACUACAAGUAUUCUUCCAGCUUUGCUCUGAGGUGUUUGAUGUGAAAUUGUCAUAUCCUAUGCACAGUGCAAUAAGGAAAAAAUACUUCAAGGUGUCCCUUGCUGCAGUCACACUUCGCUUGUAUUCCAUUGCAAUGAAUUUAAGACCCUCUCUGGUUAUGACCAUUUAGACUUGGUGGUAGAAAUACAUUAGCAUAUAUCUUUUUCAACAGAUUGAGUGGUAGAUAAAAAGUUAUUUACUUAAAUGGGAUUAAUUAAUUUCUUUUCAUUUUGCAUCAAGAAUCUAAGCAGAAGAGUAACUGCAAAAUCUAAAGAGAACCCCUGCUUCAAGUUUUUGAGGCAACUAACUUGCUAGGCCUCCUUCUGCAUGAGAUGGGGUGGUGGGAGCAAGCAGCUGUCAGAAUAGUGCUGCUCCUUAGAGUGCUAAAUGCACGUUAAAAGGAAAAAGCUUAUCUGAAAUACAGCAGCAGAGAAUGAGUCUGCAUCUAAAAUCUUCUCAACUAACACUCAGAUGUUGUCAUGGAGUUCAGAGUUAGAUUAAUUUUUAAAAUGUUCAAAUAAAAUAUUUGGAGUUUUUCAAGAUAAGACUAAAACCCUAGGAAAACCACUUGACCCUCUCAGUUGACACUAUUUUGAGUAGAAGGUUGGAAAGGAUGACCUGCUGUUGUCCCAUCAAACCAAAUUUAUCCUAUCCUUACUUUUACUGAAAUUGAAAAUAUGUGGAAGUUCAAACAGAAUUUUUCUUUUCAAACUGGGUUACUUACUGUCAGAAAAGUAGGCUUUGAUAUUCCAUCACAGGUUAGCUUUUGCAGUCACAUGCUUCAUGGCAAUAUUGAGUUUUCUCCUAUAAAGUUGGUCACAUUUAGACCAUAAGCAUCAUGAUCUCAGUACCUCUCUCAACAAGAACUUGCCAUUUGUAGAGAAACAGUAAGGACAGAAAAGCUUUUGAGUAGUAACUUACCAAGCAUUCCUCAAAUAUUCCAAGAAUUCAGAGGGGACUAGCAGUGUUAGGAUUUUCAUUAUAUGUAAAAUUGUUCCUUGGUCGCCUAUGGGAUAGAUUAUCCAACAGCAGCCUGUGUCAAUCUGGUUCAGUUCCUCUAGACUUAAAGGAUAGAACUGCAGUUUUCUUAAAUUCAGGCAGGCUGAACAUUUUUGAAGAACUUGUCACGACUUGAUCAAGGGCCUAAAUUUAAACAAUGUAUUGUUCUUCACAUUAAUCCAGUAGUCACUGAUUAUGCAUUCCUGGAGGAGACAAGCAGGUUUUGGUUAUAUCCCUGACUAUCCAGUGGAGUGGCACAAUUCCUUAAAGUACCAGGCUACAAAGCACUAUAUUUUGUGAUGGAAGACGGGAGGGCUCAGAUGAAAACUGGGAUAGCAGAAACAAAACUACUUUCAGCCUCACCACAAAUAUUAGUGAAAAAGUUCUUGCACACCUUGCAUUAAUUUGUUGUACUUUCAACAUAGACAUAAGACUGAAUGUCACAACAAAUAAUUGGUCCAGCCAUAGAUACCUAAUCCUACACAAUGCUUUUUCCGAGUUAUGAUCUAGACUAAAGUUUAUAGCAGCAGGGUAAUCCUGUGCAUGGGCCGUGCACCAGCCUUAUCAUGCUCUGACAAUGUGCUGCUUUCUGUACCUUCAAGCUACUGGUCAGAAAAUACCUUGGGAGCACCCAGGAACAUGGGGAUUGACUGGUUCCUGUGGUGCCUCUGGCACCAACCUGCCAAAAAGCUAGCCAGCCCUGCUGGGUUGAACAUUCAGAUGCAUGUUUUUGAUUCUUUUAAGAGUUCAUGUCCACAAGUUACAAGUGCAACUGACUUAAUUCUGUGUCUGUUAUUUUUGGUGGUGGUGGUGGUUAUAGACUUGUUCAUUUGGUGUUUUAAAUAAUAUGAACUAGCUUAAUUUUCUGUCAAAAAAUACUCUUUCUGAACAGCUGUGCAAGUGACUGUUAAGUGGAAUUGUUUGUUCCUUUGUGCUUAUACUUAAGGCAGCGCCUAGAGAAAUUACCUGAGCAACUACAUCUAUGUGGCCUUUUCCAGAGCACCAGUCUGAAAGAUUAAAUUUUUUCCCAGUCUGCUCAGCUCAGCUGUACCAUCUUAAUCUUAUUUAUUUUAGAAAUGAAGUGCUAUUUUAGGAUACACAAAAUUUGCGGGAGUUUAAUCCCAGCUUUGAGAAUGCAUCAAAUUUACCACUUUUAGGGAAAAAAGAAACAAAAAUUCUACAGUUGGUUGUUUUGCAUUUAUUUCUUCAGAGCAGACAAAUGAUGUUGCAAUUGCAUUCCAAGAGAAACCCCCUUAUAAACUCCACCUCUACAAAGCUACUGUCUUCUAUAUUUGUUUUUAGAGAAGUAAGUUUUAUUAUUUACAUUUUUACAGGCAUCAAUUAAAUUUCAGUUCUGAUAGAUCGAUUCCUUCUUGGCCUGUUUCAUAUAGACUCACAAUGUAUGAGCCUAGUUCUUCUUUAGCAUGACAGAUUUAGCAGUGUGAGAUCAUGAGUUUGAAGCCUCAUAGAUGCAUCUUCAGGGGGUUUAGCAACAUAUCUUCACCUAUACCAACAGGUGAAUAAGUUAUGUUAAUUUGCACCAUUGAUCCAUACAUUCUGACUCCAGAUUCUGCAAGGCUGCUCACUUGUCCAGUCUCAUUUAAAAAGGCAACAUAUUUCAAUUACUUGAAUGAGCUCUACCAGUUUUAUGUAGCUCACCUUUGCAAAUUAAGCUUUUUUUUUUCUUUGUUUAUCCAUGGGUGUUCAGUGAAGAAUUUGUGACUACACACAUAUUAUAUGCACAUAUAUACAGCAGUACAUCUUUGAUACUCAUUCAUAUAUUCAAUGCUACUUUUCCCAAAUUUAUCCUUAAAUUGUCAUUACUGCUGGAAAUGAAAUAUGCUACCAUUUGAAGACCAUAGGCUUAUUAACCAUGGUUGCAGCAGAGGUAGAUGGCUUGUCAUCUGUACGAUAAGGUACUUGUUAUCUGAUCUGGGGGGGAAGCAAAAGUCCUGAUUUUCCCACAACUUCACAUUCACUUAUAAAACACAAAUAUGAAAGUUAGACAUUGUUUACCAUUUCUGGUGGUAAAUUUCCUCAAGUAAUUCUGACAUGUACCUGCAACUAGUGAUAUAUGAAAUGUUUGUGCUGUAACUCCUGUUUGGUAUUUUGUCAGUAAUGUCAGAUGUGUUGUGACUCAGUUGGACCGUCACAAUGUGUAACCUAUAUCCUAGCAUUCGUGUAUUUCAAUUGUCUUACAUGUUGCAUGAAAAAAAUGUUUUAAAAAUAGAUAUUUUUUCUAUUUUUGAAUACCUCAAGACUGAGGAAUCAUGGGCCAAUAAGUGCAAUAUUUAAUUAUUUACUCAGUGUAUAUAAACUUGUGUGAAAGGGAGAAGCAUCAUGUAUGUGUGAUAACCUGUUGAUGAUGACUAUGUGGCUUAAGAUUUCUAGUAAAUGUACACGUCUUGUAGAAAUAUUAUAUAGUAAACACUUUACCAGUGUAGUGUAAGAAUAUUCUUAAGUAACUUAAGCUAUUUUUCAUAUAUGAGACUAUGGUUACAGAUAUUUGUAUGUUUAUAGCAAGUGCAUGUCAAUUUUACUUUUAGAGUUUUGAGCAACCUUUUUUGAGAAUUGUCAUGUUACACCAACACUAGUGGGACAGGCCUUCUGUCAGAAAAUUAUUUACACCAUUUAUAAAAUGUCUGCCUAUAUUUUUUAAAGCAUGUUCUCUAGAAGCAUUAAAAGAACCUCUUGGAGCUCAGCAUUUAUGCUGAGUUAAUUAUUCUUAAAGAAUCAGUUACAUGCUCUGUCUGCCUCUAUUGCAUAAUAUAAUGUGGACACGUUUUCUUUAAUAUGAUACAGUUAACUUAUAAUACUUACCUGAAAUAAUAAAUAGGGGUACCCAAUAUUCUUGCAGAUGACUUGGCAGACUUUGGCUGGUGCCCUGGUUUAACAUGUUUGCAGACAGCUUCAAGGUCACAGUCAGCAGCAGAGCAGUUGACCUAAUUGGUAAACACCCUUGGGUACAUUUGGGACCUGAAGCCCUGAAUCACUGAUCUGCCAUGGGUUCCCAGCUGUGCCCAUAGAGCCUGCAGAAAAGCUCAUUCUGUUAAUUUUUGCUAAAUCUCCAGCUUCAAAGGCAUGUGUCAUCUGCAUUAGGAAUUUACUAAACAGACACAGGCCACUGAGUCUGGGCCAUGGGGAAGAGCUGGGGAAUUGGUUUUGCCAGACAAUUUUCCUAAAAAAUGUACAUUCAUUAGUGCCACGCUAAAAGGUACAUAAGUAGAUUUUUAAUUUUAUUUAAUGCAUUUUUGUGACAAUUUAUGAGGUUGAAUCAGUUAUGGGUUUUUGUUGUUUUGCUUUGUUUUGUUUUGUUUUGUUUUGUUUUGUUUUGUUUUGUUUUGUUUUGUUUCUAAUUUGCUUGAUCUGGAAAAUAAUGAAAUUCUAAGGCCUAAUGGAAACUGGUAUCAAGGGUUUCCUUUCUGAUGUCAUCAAAUACAUUCUCUGACAAAGUAAAGCAGCCAAAUUGCAUUAAGUAGCACAUGAUAGUACUUGCAAUGACCUAAAAAGUCCUUAAAAACCAUUAUUUGUACCUAAUGCCAUUAAAACUUCUGCAAAAUUAUAUAGACCAGAGUGAAAUUAAAAUGUAUGUAGAUAGAAAUUUGGUAUUGCUUAAUAGAAAAAGGAAAUUCUUGUCAUCAUUGUUGCUGAGCAACAAAGAGUCAGAAUAUGAGGUACCACUGAAAUGGAAAUGUACUGCCUGCUACAGGACUCCCUAAACUUUUUAUUGUUAAGUGACCUGACAGUUCAAGGGCUGGCAGAUAAUUUUACCUAGCUUUUUUAUAAUUCCUCACAGACAUGUGAUUACAUGCACGAAAAUAAAUGCUUUCCUUGAUAACAUGUAGCUGUUCUGGUUCUCUCAAACCAACGUGUUUGCUGAACUGUUCUUGAAGAAAAAUUGAAGUACGUGUUUAGGAUACCUUUGUGAGGGGGUGAGACUCAAUCUGUGCCUUCUCCCCCGACUCUUACUGCAAUAUAGCUACUGUGGUUUUAAAAAAUAGGUUAGCUAAAAUGCUGCUGGGUGAUAAAUUUUGUGAAUUUUCUCCAUAAAUCCAUGGAAGCUCGUCUGAAUGUUCAGUACAAGUUUUAUCCACAUGGAGAGUUUAAUUCUGUGCUGACGUAGCAACCAUGUGUAUUCCAUUGGAUAUUCUUUUUGUGUGUGACUUCUGUAUACCAAGUGGAUCUUGUUUGUUUAAUUUUUUUGCUGAAAGUUUUUUUUUCCUUUUGCAGUUACAAUAAAUAUUCAAGAGACUAUAUUCAUGAA